AAGACUGAGCAAUGGCGACGGUCGGAGGUGGCUGUUGCUGUUGGACCCAGUGAGUGACACCCGUGGAUGAGAGGGCCCCCGGGGAUGCUGGUGGCGGCCCGGGGCCGCUUGCUAAGAUGUCAUGGUUUUUCCCCUGGUCGAGCUCGAUCAAGAAGCGGGCCUGCCGUUACCUGCUGCAGCACUACCUGGGCCACUUGUUGGAGGAGAGGCUGACUCUGGAGCAACUGAGCCUGGACCUAUACAACGGCAGCGGGCGCCUCAGAGAGGUCCAGCUCGACGUCUGGUCUCUGAAUGAAUUCCUGGACUCGGUGGGGGCGCCGCUGGAGAUUACAGAUGGCUUCAUCAGCAGCAUCUCGGUGAUCAUCCCCUGGUCGGCUCUGAUUACGGAGAACUGCACCGUGGAGGUGACAGGUCUGCAGGUGACAUGCAGGCCCAAGUACCACUUUGUCCCAGGGACCGAGUCUCCCAGCUGGUCGUCGUGUAUGACUACCAGCAUGCAGCUCGCCAAGGAGUGCCUGAAAGAACAGGCUGAAGAGCCGGAGGAACCCACACAGCCACUCGAGGGUCUUGAGAUGUUUGCACAGACCAUUGAAACUGUGCUCAGGAGGAUAAAAGUAACAUUCCUUGACACCAUUGUUCGAGUGGAACACACUCCAGAUGGAUCCAGGACAGGCAUUGCCCUGGAAGUGCACAUUAAAAGGUUGGAGUACUGUGAUGAAGCUGUGAAGGACUCGGGCGGCGUCUCGAAGAGGGACCCCAUUCCCAUCGACAUUCAUCAGCCCCCUGCAUUCGUCCACAAGGUGCUGCAGUUUUCUGGGGUAUUGUUGCACUACGAGGCAAUCCCUGAGCAGGGCGGGGAGCUCCAGACCUCACCACCUGUACUGCCGCAGCAAGUGGAUGCACCUGCCUCCUCCGCUGCAGAAUCGCAAUCUUUCCCUGGAGCAAGCAGCAGGACUGCAGAGGGAAGCGCCCCAUCAUCACCUUCGCCGCUGGUGCAGAUCGGCAGUUGUACAGGGUGCAUGGAGUUGACCGUAAAAUUCAAGCAGAACGACGUGCUGCCUGGGCCUAAGUUGGCAAUAGAUGGGAAGAUGGGGUCACUGCACCUGUUCCUGAACCCACAACAGAUCUCCAACCUGGCUGACUUAUUCAGUACACUUAACCUCACAGCAGAAGUGAACAGACUGAAGGAGAAGCUGAGCAAGAGUCGGCCACUGGACCCCGAGGAUUUCAAACUGAUUGAGCAGGAUCUCAACAAGCAGCUUCACUCGGGCCAGAGUUCGGGGCACGCCAAGAGCGAAGAGCUGGACUCGUUUGCAGGCACAGAGAAUGGGGUACCCACAGAGAUGUUUUACUCCAUGGCUCCUAUGACCAGCAGUGUGGCCUCAGUGCAGUCGGUGAGUGAGCUGUCAGAUGUCGACCUGGAGAGCUCCAUGCGCAGUGAUUACAAUAGCUGCCCUCUGCAGCCCCCGUCAUUGCAAGCAUGUCUGCUGAUGAACAGUCCGCACCGCUAUGGGAGCCCUGUGUUCCCCAACAUGCUCCCCAGUUUACAGUCCAUGAACAAACAACAAGGUAAAUCUCAGCCAUCCCCAUCCCUGGACAAUGUGAAGGCUGAGCUGCUGCUAAGGCUGACUAUCGGUGGGAUGACUGCCACACUGCUGCACCUAGAUCCGCUGCUUGGACAAUCUCCUGCAUCGCAGGACCCCAUAUCCGGAACAGGGACCUAUUUCCAAACUGCUGCCUGCCGUUACUUUACCGAGCUGGCAUACUUCAAGGACAGCAUCUUUGGGGGGAGAGGCUUUGACCACCUGAGAAGCCAGUUCGAGAAGGCCUGCCCCCACAAUAACUUGAGGCUGACAGGUGGCGCGGUGCAGCUGACGAGUGAGCAGAAGGCAGGCGGUGGGGCGCAGCUUCUGAGUACGGACAUAUGCUUCGGCACACUGGAGAUCCUGGAAUGCCUGUGGAGCCCAGUGGGACCUGGAGCUGAGCAGCAGGCUGCUGGAUAUACAGAGCUGUUGCUGUUUGAGAAGGUGUCCCCCUUGGCUUGCGGGUCCAGUGCCAGUCCCUGCGCUCAGAUUCAUUACAGACAGACCCAGAGGACAACAGGCAAGGGCAGCCACAGGAAGGUGUCGCGCAGCGCCGAGCUGCUCAUCGAGCUCCAAGAGGCACACGUGGAUAUCGACCUUGGCUUCCUGGAUAGGGUGGACUUCCUACUUAGGCCCCAUCCGGUGGGGGGUCAGGAAUUCCAGACAGCGCAGAGGAGACCGUCGGAGCAAGUACUGAUUCCAGGGAUCUCUGCGCUCUGUGCCGAGCCGCCUCCUGUGCUGGGGCAGCCGACCUCGGUGCGCCUCACAGCCCCCAGAGCCCACCUGCGGCUGCAGUUCCCCGUACCCGAUCUGCGACCCGAGCCCGAGCGCACACCCUGGUUCCAGAAGGCCGUGCGCAGGGAGACCCUGCGGCUGGAGUUCACUGACCUGUGCUGCAGAACCGAACUCGGAGCCACUUCCAGAACCGAGCCCGUCAAAUAUGAAGCCAGCUUCACCGAUCUACAUGGUGUAUACGAAGAUGGAGUCAACCCUGGCGUCUCUUGCAUCCGAGUCUCAAAAACACCUGACAAGACUGUUGCUGGGAGAAAGUACAUCAUCCCAAAGAUUGUGCUGACGGUGAACCCAGACUGCAGUGGCUCUGAGUGGGACCUGAUCAUGGAGAAAACGGAUGACAUGGACCUGUCAGCUGUCGAGAGCCCCUGUGAACUGAAGCAGCCCGAACCAUCACCGUUCUCAUCCAAACGCACCAUGUAUGAGACCGAGGAGAUGGUGAUCCCGGGAGAUCCGGAAGAGAUGGCACAAUUCCAAUCCCAGACCCUGGCAACGUCCCAGUACGUGCUGGAGUUGACCCUGCCUGCCCUGCACCUACUGUUUCCCAGCAAGGAAUUCUACGAGAGUAUCUACAACAGAAUCAACAAUGACCUUCUGAUGUGGGUGCCGGCCGCACCCUCGCCCAGCAACAUGGCACAGGGCGAGGGCACCGCAGGGCUGCACCCUCUCUUGCCGGGCUGCACCCCCUUCGCACAGGACAACUUCCGCCUCUGCAAGUCAGCCUUCAGACUGGACUCUGACUCCGAAGAUGAAGAUUCCCACUUCUACUCGCUUGAAGAGAAUGGGAGGAGGAGGAAGGCAGAAGCCAAGAGGAGCAGAGUGCUGAGCUUCCUUUCAGCUGUCGUGAACAUCGGAAAAGGCAGGGUCACAGCUCUGACUGACUUGAAGGGCGAAGGGGAGAAGCCAGUCACUGGGGUGCACGGGGAGCUGGUCCUUGAUGUGGAGAGUGGCACCAUCUUCACUGUAUCGCAGUACAAGGGACAGCCUGACCUCAGCUACCUCUGCAUUGAGUCCAGCAAAGUAGCCCUAUACCAGAAAGCCGAGGUUGAGGAUUACUUCCUGCCGGAACGACUGGACGUGCUGAGCUUCACUGCCCCCGUGGGCCUGGAUCCCACCAUCCUGUGCUCGGAGGAGGGACUGGCCACUAAGCUCUCGGCAGCUGCUGGGCGGAAGGACAGGAGCCCGCCCAUGCUCUCUGCGGCCAUCAAGAUCACACUGGACACUGUGAGGAGCAUCAAGGAGUUCCUAGUUGCCCUCAGACUACAAGGUGCCACCCUGUGCCACCGAAUGGCCUUAACUAACCAGAGCUGGCACGAGCAGCUGAUGGAUUUCUUCGAUGUGUUGGAUGACCCGAUUCUGGGCUACACCCCUCCUACGGUGAUCACAGUCCUGCACACUCACCUGGUCAGCUGCGCUGUCGAUUACAGCUGCAGGUUUAUUCUGGAUGAUUCUGCUGUCUAUCUGUGUAACAGAUGCAACACGGAGACCGUGGACUUGAAGAAAGACUACGUGUGUGUGCUGGACGUGGAUCUGCUGGAGCUGGUGAUCACCACCUGGAAAGGAGACUCUGGUGGAAAGCUGGCACAGCCGCUGUUUGAGCUGCGUUGCUCCAACAAUGUGGUGCAUGUCCACACUUGCGCUGACUCGUGUGCCACCCUGGUGAACCUGGUACAGUACGUGGUGAACAGCGGAGACCUCCACCCUCCGCCCAAGCAAGACAGCCCGACUGAGAUCGCUGGGCAAAAACUGCAGGUACAAGACCAAGACCGCGUUAUCCUCCACCUCGGCCUGUGUUUGCUGCUCCUGUCUCAGGAUACUCCCAGCAAACUUUGGUCAUCUCUAGCCCUCUCGCUUUGUCAUUACAAGGCCUCAAAAUUCGAGGGUUCAAGGACCCCUCCUCCAACUCUGACAAUCAAGGCCCUCCACGUGCGGCCCGAGUGUGGACUUGGUGGUCCCGAAUGCUGCCUCCGAGUCUCCCUCAUGCCACUACGCCUCAACAUUGACCAGGAUGCCUUAUUCUUCCUGAAGGGUUUCUUCACGAGCUUUGCGACCGGAAUCAAUCCCAUUGUUCCCGUUGAAACGGCGAUGGAAGCCAAGCCUGAGCUCAGCCAGAGGGCGAGCGGAGCCCCGGACUCUGAUUCCAUCGGCCGCGACACUGAGCCCAGUCAGUGCUUACCAGAGAUGACCGCUUCGAUGGAGACAACCUGCAGCGAGCAGAGCUCCUCGUCCACUGCCUCCUCGUCCUCCGAGCAGCCAAUCUAUUUCAGGGAAUUUCGAUUUACCUCAGAAGUACCAAUCUGGUUGGACUAUCAUGGAAAGCAUGUAACCAUGGAUCAAGGUACGUUCGCUGGGAUACUCAUAGGACUCGCCCAGCUCAACUGCUCUGAACUGAAGCUGAAGAGGCUAUGCUGUAGACAUGGUCUGCUAGGGGUGGACAAGGUGAUCAACUAUGCCUUGAACGAGUGGCUGAACGACAUCAGGAAGAACCAGCUCCCGGGCAUUCUUGGGGGCGUAGGCCCCAUGCAUUCUGUGGUACAGCUGUUUCACGGCCUCAGGGAUCUCUUCUGGCUGCCAAUUGAACAGUACCGGAAGGAUGGGCGGAUUAUCCGGGGGCUGCAGCGAGGAGCUGCGUCUUUCGGGACCUCCACCGCGUCCGCAGCUUUGGAACUGAGCAACCGUCUGGUGCAGGCCAUUCAGGCCACAGCAGAGACUGUUUACGACAUCCUGUCGCCAACACCCCCCGUUACCAAGGCGGUCAUGGACAAGAGGUACCUGAAGAAGUACAAGAGGGUACAGCAGCCUGCUGACCUGCGUGAGGGAGUUGCCAAAGCUUACGACACUGUCCGAGAGGGGGUCAUCGACACGGCGCAGACCAUCUGCGACGUGGCCGCCCGGGGUCACGAGCAGAAAGGCAUCACGGGGGCUGUGGGGGGGGUCCUGAGGCAAAUCCCGCCCACUGUGGUCAAGCCGCUGAUUGUGGCCACGGAGGCCACCUCCAACCUCCUCGGGGGGAUGCGGAACCAGAUCAAGCCAGACGCCCGCAAGGAGGACAGCCUGAAGUGGCGCACAGAUGAAGGUCAGGACUAGGCCUUCGCUCGCGAACCCUCACCCCCAGCCCACCCCCACCCCCCCCCCCACCCCAAACCUCUUUUUGUUGCCGCUUUCACAAAACGAAUCGGGCAAUUCGAACAGAAGGGUGGGGGGUGGGGGGUGGGGUUGGGUCGCGCAGGGGAGGAAGACAAAACAAGAAGAAUUCAGGAACGUGUCAUCUACUCCGGUCAGCAUCGACCCACAGGACUGCAUUAAAGACGAGCACCAGAAUGAAUGGUGAACGGGAGCCGACGGGAGAGAGAGAGGGAGAAAGACCUGGCUGUUGUUGAAGAGGCAGGGGGAGGAGGAAGCUGUAACCCUCCUUGUCACAGUGUGCCUGACCUCAGAAAGGCUGAUUCCUGUCUCUCGGAGGUUGGUUGGGGUGGGUUGUGCCUGUGUGUGUGCAUGGUGUGUGUGUGUGUGUAUGUGUAUACACAUGAAAGUAGCAGCAAGCAGCGUUAAUCCGCUGGGGAAUAUCCUCCCCAAUCCUUGUUACCCUGCCCCCAACCUAACGCUUCUUAAAAAUCAACUUUGAAGUGUCAAAGCCAUGUAAAUUUAAUGAAACCUGCUUCUAAUUUCCGAGGGUUCGGACAAAUUUGGGCCUUUGCUUCCACGGGCCUUUAGAUGCUUUUGCAGCAGUGGGCUGCUGAACUCCAACCCUGUUCUACCUUUAUUCCCCAACCCCUCCACCACCUUUGGUGCAGCAGCCCCAGAAAGUGGGAUCAAUCAUUUGAUUUGGAACGCACUAUCAGACUGAUGUGGCCCGGAUUCUUUCUCCCUUCCCACUCUUGUCUCACCGCACUGCCUGCAGACAGAUACACUCCCAUGCUUACGCGCACACACACACACACACACACACAUACACGUAUCUCCCCGUCUCUCUCUGUACUAGCUGUAGGCGCUAUUGGGCAAGAGCUGUCAGUCUCUGGCACGGAACGGAUAGCCGGCAAGGGAGGAUGCCGGGUUGGGUAGUGUGCGUGGGAGGGCAGGGCAGGUUGAGCAGAAUCCAGAGAUGUAGGCACUCCCCAUCCAGUGAUAGGAGGCUCCUUUUCACCACAAGGUGUGUUUGCCGUGUGCCAGUUGCUACCCUCUUCCGGAAAGUGCUGAGCUCUGUCAGACCAGUAGUGGAGACGGAAUGCAGGCAAUUUUCUGUGGAAUGACCUUGCUCUCCUUCUUUCUUUAAGAUGUAAACAAAUCUCCUCGACUGAGGCUUUAUGUCACCUCCUUGCGUGGCUUGAUGUCCCACUUUUGUUCAGUAAUCCCUCUUGUGGGCCGCCUCAGGGAUGUUUUCCGUGUCAAAGGCACUUUAUAAAUGCACAUUGAUGUUAUGAAGACUGAAUCUCAAAGAGAAUGGAUAUAACAGGGUGGGGGGGGGGGAAGGGGGGGAGGGCAGUUGGGCUAAGGAAGGCUUUAGGAGCUAAUAUAAGCUUUAAAAAUUCUAUAUAUUUUUGAACGGUCUGUAAUUACCCCAUGAAUUUGGAUUGUUUUAAUGAAUAUUUUUUUAUCCAAAUGGAGCAAUAUUUCGUAGCUGGGAAAGGCAGAGUGAGUUAGACUUGCUCGUCCUGCUUUCCCUGGUGACAUUAUUUGCAAUGCGUGUGUGGAAGGUGCUUUGAGAUAUUAAAUUAGAGAAAUAUAUCGUAUAUGUAUAUGAGAAAAAUUUUAAGGUUAAAUUUUGGUGACAGUACUCGCCCAUUAAUAAACACCAAACUCAACAGCUUAUCAUGGAGCCUAACAGUUUAGGACGUUUAAGGUCUGAGUGAUCUUAACAGCCAGUCUCCUUUGUGCACGUGCCCCACUGUCACAUCCUUUCCCCCAUUUAUAAUGGGGAUUUCCAAUGUAAACAUGUCACGGUGCAGUUGCGUCCUCCUUCGCAGAGAUGGCGCUGCUGUCAUCAUAGCACAUGUGGGGAAAGAAGUAGAAGUGUGUGUGAUGUGGAUGGGUGGUGGGGGAGUGGGUUCCUGCCAGUAGCCUGCCGUUCCUGGCCCUCUGGACUCCUGUGAUCGCAAGGCAGGGUGUGCCAUCGAGAUAUCGGAGUGUUGGAGAUCCGCAGCCCAGUGAGGUGUUAGUGCCUUCAGGAAAGGGGGUGGGCGGUGGGUAGAGUGUGAAGGUCGAAUAUUGUUCUUUGGAGACGUGUAUCAUCUCUGGCUGCACAGUUGAUGCUGGUGCGAGUGUGUGAGAGAUGUCUGUGCUGUUCCCUUGCACACCAUUGACACGCUCUGUGUGCGUGUGCGUCUGUGUGCGUGUGCGUGUUUAAAUGUGUGCUUGCUGACUGAACUGCCCCCACCCCAAUCCAACUGUGUAAUUAAUGAGUGUUAAUCUGUGUUCAUACACUUGUGUAAAAAACAAAUUAUAUUAAAAAAAUGCAACUUAUGUAAUAAUAAAAA
Messenger RNA from Rhincodon typus (whale shark), 7849 nucleotides. It is a transcript of the gene atg2a, whose product is annotated as autophagy related 2A. The coding region runs from base 117 to 5462 and encodes 1781 amino acids. The transcript has 36 exons. Gene Ontology annotation, cellular component: extrinsic component of membrane; phagophore assembly site. Gene Ontology annotation, molecular function: phosphatidylinositol-3-phosphate binding. Gene Ontology annotation, biological process: autophagy of mitochondrion; piecemeal microautophagy of the nucleus; autophagosome assembly. The record is from RefSeq and is a predicted model, not a curated record. Lineage: Eukaryota; Metazoa; Chordata; Chondrichthyes; Orectolobiformes; Rhincodontidae.